Molecule: messenger RNA, 1146 nt
Organism: Parasteatoda tepidariorum (common house spider)
Lineage: Eukaryota; Metazoa; Arthropoda; Arachnida; Araneae; Theridiidae
Product: beta-1,4-N-acetylgalactosaminyltransferase bre-4
Biological process (GO): carbohydrate metabolic process; glycosphingolipid biosynthetic process
Cellular component (GO): Golgi apparatus
Molecular function (GO): N-acetyl-beta-glucosaminyl-derivative 4-beta-N-acetylgalactosaminyltransferase activity; galactosyltransferase activity
Source: RefSeq, a predicted model, not a curated record
AACUGUUAACAAUUUGGACUCUUCUUGGUAUUUUAAGUGGUUCAAAUUAUGUAAGCCCUUUGCCCGUUUUUUCUUGAGUAAAGAAAAAUGCUUCACAGAAAUCUUUUUAUAGCUAUUAUUUUAUUUAUAUUUAUAGAAUUUUGUUUUAUUUUCAUAUCGGAUGAACUGGCGUUCGGAAAAUGGGUGUUUAAACUUACAGGAACUAUCCAGAUAAGUAGAGUGUUCGUUAGAAAUAACAUAUCUUCUCCAAAUACAAACGCAUCAGAAAUCCAGCCAAAUAUAACAAGUAUGCCUCUUGCUAGAAAAUCAAUUCCUCUGAAAAUCGGAACACUUUUAAAUGGGACAGAAAACAAUGAGUAUUGCAUUGUUGAGCCUUUAAACUUAAAAGGGCGCCAAAAAAUUUUGCUAGAUGGACCUUCGAUUGAAACAUUGGCAAAGACUUUUGCAAAUCUUUAUCCAGGCGGUCGUUUUAAGCCCGAUGAUUGCCGAGCAAAAGAAAAAAUAGCCAUAAUUGUACCUUUCAGAGACAGGGAACAGCAUCUGAGAAUAUUUCUCCACAAUCUACACCCAUUAUUGCAAAGACAGAAGCUGGAUUACGGCAUCUACAUUGUAGAACAGAUGGGCAGCAAGCCUUUCAACAGAGCAAUGUUGAUGAACAUUGGAUACGUUGAGGCAUUGAAGCAAUAUGAUUAUGAUUGUUUCAUUUUCCAUGAUGUUGAUCUAAUACCAGAAGACGAUAGAAAUCCUUAUAAAUGCUCUGAACAACCUAGACAUAUGUCUGUAGCCAUAGAUAAAUAUAAAUAUGCACCAUUAUAUGAAGGUUUAUUUGGUGGCGUGAGUGCAAUGUCGAAAAAACAUAUGGAGACGGUUAAUGGAUUUUCUAAUUCAUAUUGGGGAUGGGGUGCGGAAGAUGAUGACAUGUCUAACAGAAUAAAGUACCACCAUCUAAAGAUAACUCGUUAUCCUUCUAACAUUUCUUAUUACACAAUGUUAAAGCAUAAAAAAGCCAAGCCGAUGCAAGACUUGGCGAAAAAACUGAAUAUAGAGAAGAAAAGGUUUCAUACUGAUGGACUGAAUAGUCUGAAGUAUGAAAGGGUGGAUAUAUUGUUUCGAAAGCUGUAUACUUGGAUUGUGGUGAACAUAUAA